CAUAUGUUAACGUCAUAAUAAUUGAUGUACUUAAAAAAGAUGAAAAAUGGCCCAAUUUUUGACAGUAAAAAGACAUUUUCCGUCAUCUUAUGGGUUCUCUAUGAGUCUCUAUCGUUUUUAUCCGGGUAAUUUUGCACCAGUCCUUAAAAGAAGUAUUUAUUUUGAGAAAAAUCUGAAAAGGCGUAAAAAUAGCCUUAAAUAUGAGUUUAUAUUGGGAUUUGAGCAUAGAAAUGAGCAGAAUAUGACUGGAGCCCUUUUUUAUCGAAAAUUUACGUCAUCAAUUUCUAGAGAAAAAGUAGAAUGCACGUUUAUUACACCACAGGGUGAGAGGAAGACGCUGAAAGUUUCUGAGGGUAGCACCGUUUUAGAUAUUGCACAUGAACAUAAUAUUGAUCUGGAGGGCGCAUGUGAAGGAUCAAUAGCAUGUUCUACAUGUCAUGUUAUUGUCGAUCCUAAAUACUAUAGUAAAAUGGAGGAACAAUCGGAAAAAGAGUUAGAUAUGCUUGAUUUGGCUUUUGGAUUAACUGAAACAUCGAGAUUGGGUUGUCAAAUAAUUAUGGAUAAAAGUUUAGAUGGUAUUACUUUUAUAAUCCCUUCUGAAACUAGAAAUAUACAGUUUAAAAAAUAGUAU
Molecule: messenger RNA, 631 nt
Organism: Pneumocystis carinii B80
Lineage: Eukaryota; Fungi; Ascomycota; Pneumocystomycetes; Pneumocystales; Pneumocystaceae
Exons: 7
Coding region: 47-628 (193 amino acids)
Biological process (GO): P450-containing electron transport chain; positive regulation of oxidoreductase activity
Cellular component (GO): mitochondrion
Molecular function (GO): 2 iron, 2 sulfur cluster binding
Source: RefSeq, a predicted model, not a curated record